This is a messenger RNA of Amaranthus tricolor (Joseph's coat), 3338 nucleotides long. Its product is annotated as protein NSP-INTERACTING KINASE 3. NCBI's taxonomy places the organism in Eukaryota, Viridiplantae, Streptophyta, Magnoliopsida, Caryophyllales, Amaranthaceae. Gene Ontology annotation, molecular function: protein binding; protein kinase activity; ATP binding. The coding region runs from base 877 to 2757 and encodes 626 amino acids. Gene Ontology annotation, biological process: protein phosphorylation. The record is from RefSeq and is a predicted model, not a curated record. The transcript has 11 exons.
UUUUGGCAGUAUAUUGGGGGACUCUGUUUGUUUGGUUGCUUCUGUGAAUCAGUGGAACACCACACUGAUUUUGAUCCUAUUUGCUUGCUUUUGUGUGGGUUGGUUUGAGAGAUAAAUAAAAAGAGAAAAAAAAAAGAUAAAAUGAUGAAGAAAUGGAAUCACUCUUAUUGAAAGAGUGCAGCAAACUAAAACCCAAAUUAACACACCUUCACAUGAAAGAAUUUGUGGGGAUCAGUUAUUGCUAAUAUUUUUGGAUAGCAAAGUACUCAGAGAGGAGAAAUUUUUUAAAAGAAAUAUUUAUUGGGUUUCUAGAUCUCAGAAAAUUCAGAGUUUUUUUUCUUGUUUCUCUAAAAAGUUUUAUGCUCAUCCUCUUUGUUGUGUUUUGUUUCAUCCUUCUUCAAGUGGGUUCUGAUUUUGAAUCACUUUCUGACCAAAAACACUGCUUCUUUUGCAAGAAUUGCUUGAAAUAGUGAGUUUUUACUAUCUAGGCAAUUCUCAUUGAGCAGCAUAUUUGUAAAGAUCCUGUCUUUUUUGCUUCUUAUGCAAACAAUUUCUUGAAAUAGUGAGUUUUAACCAUCUGGGCAAUUUUUAUUUACCAGUAAAUUAGAAAAAUCCUACUUUUUUGGGUCUUAUACAGAGUGGAGGUUGAGAAAGUCAUUGUAAUGAUAGUUGAGUUUCUGGGAUUCCCAAUUUGAGGUCACUUUGUAGGGAAAAAAAAACACAAAAGUGGCUUUGGAUAAGGCAAUAUGUCGAAAAUCCAGUUUUUCAGGAAAAUGAAUUGAAAUUUUGAGGAAAAAUGAGAUCUUUUUUUUUUUGGGUUAUAUUUUUAAGUGGGUUUUGCUCAUUUGAAGCUGUAAAUUAACUGCAUGAAUUACCAUGAAGAUUGAGAGAAAAAGAAUGCAGAUUAUCACAUUAGGAUUGUUUUUCCUGAUUUCUUUGGGGGCUGUUUGUGCAACUUUAUCACCUACUGGUGUAAACUAUGAAGUUGUUGCCUUGAUGACCAUAAAAAAUGGACUGAAGGAUCCUUAUAAUGUUCUUGAGAAUUGGGACAUCAAUGCUGUAGAUCCUUGCAGCUGGAGAAUGAUUACUUGCUCUACAGAUGGCUAUGUUUCUUCCCUGGGCCUUCCUAGUCAAAGUUUAUCUGGGAUGUUAUCUCCUGCUAUUCGGAACCUCACUAAAUUGGAAUCUGUGUUGCUACAAAACAAUGCAAUAUCUGGUUCCAUUCCUCCUGAGCUUGGAAAGUUGGAGAUGCUUCAGACCUUGGAUCUUUCAAAUAAUUCUUUCACUGGGACGAUACCCAGCUCUUUAGGAGAUUUGAAAAUUUUAAAUUACUUGCGGCUAAACAACAACAGCCUUACCGGACCUUGCCCUGAAUCUCUCUCAAAAAUUGAAAGUCUGACUCUUGUGGAUCUUUCAUUCAACAAUUUAAGUGGCUCCUUGCCUAAAAUAUCCACCCGGACCUUCAAGAUUAUCGGCAACCCUUUGAUAUGUGGAACAAGCUCGAGUACUAACUGCUCUGUGGUAUCUCCUGAGCCCCUGUCCUUUCCGCCAGAUACUCUUAGAGCUCAAUCAAAAUCUGGCAGGAAGAAUCAUCGUGCUGCUGUAGCAAUCGGUGUUGGCUGUAGUGCUUCUCUUUUGACUCUAGCUGUCAUUAUGCUCGGCGUUUGGUGGUGUUAUGGCCGUAGGAGACAGAUUUUCUUUGAUGUUAAUGAACAAUAUGAUCCUGAGAUCUGUCUUGGCCAUUUGAAGAGAUAUAGUUUCAAAGAGUUGCGUUCUGCAACUGGUCAUUUUAGCACGAAAAACAUACUAGGAAGAGGAGGAUUCGGCAUAGUAUACAAGGGCAUCCUAAGUGAUGGAACAAUAGUCGCGGUGAAAAGAUUGAAGGACUAUAACAUUACUGCCGGGGAAAUCCAGUUUCAGACGGAAGUUGAAACUAUUAGUCUAGCUGUUCAUCGGAAUCUUCUUCGGCUUUGUGGGUUCUGUUCCACUGAAAAUGAACGGCUUCUUGUCUACCCUUAUAUGUCGAAUGGUAGCGUAGCAUCUCGGUUAAAAGAUCACAAUCAUGGUAGACCUGUCUUAGACUGGUCAAGACGAAGGAGGAUUGCGUUAGGAACAGCAAGGGGACUGCUGUAUCUACAUGAGCAGUGUGACCCUAAAAUAAUCCAUCGUGAUGUCAAGGCAGCGAACAUCCUGCUUGAUGAAGACUUUGAGGCUGUUGUUGGUGAUUUUGGGCUAGCAAAGCUGUUGGAUCACCGUGAUUCCCAUGUUACAACGGCUGUUCGUGGCACUGUUGGGCAUAUUGCUCCGGAAUAUCUGUGCACAGGCCAGUCUUCUGAGAAAACUGAUGUCUUUGGGUACGGAAUCUUGCUUCUUGAGCUGAUCACUGGAGAGAAGGCCUUGGAUUUUGGCCGAGCAUCUAACCAGAAAGGAGUCAUGCUUGAUUGGGUAAAGAAGCUGCACAACGAGGGGAAGCUCAACCAGUUAGUAGAUAAAGACUUGAAGAACAACUACGACAGGAUGGAAUUAGCCGAAAUGGCACAGGUAGCGCUAUUAUGUACUCAAUUCAAUCCCUCUCAUCGUCCAAAAAUGUCAGAAGUUCUACGAAUGUUGGAAGGUGAUGGGUUGGCCGACAAAUGGGAGGCUUCACAAAGAAACGAGACCCCGAGAUCGAGGUCUAGUGAACCACAACGUUACUCCGAUUACAUAGAAGAAUCUUCACUUGUGGUUGAAGCUAUGGAACUUUCAGGCCCGAGAUGAUACACCUUAGUUUUGCUCGAGGAUUUAUGGCGCCUGUGUUUAUGGUGACAUUCACUAACUCUCAAUCUCAAUAAUCAGAGGUACUCUAAUAUUCGCGGGAACUAGAUUGUCCGGUCCUAUAGUGAUGAAAAUCCCGACUUUAAGGCCUUUGGUUUGGGUAGUUAGCUUCUCGACCUCACUUUCUUCCACUUGAGUUGCAAGGAUUUUCGGUGAGGAAGAAACAUAGCAUUUGAUUGAUGUCAAUAGAGUGUAAUUCAAUCUGUAAAAAGGAAUAUAUGAAGGAAUGUAUAAGAAUUAGAAUUAGGUGGGUUGUAUCUUUUUUUAGCUUAUGCAAAGAAGUUUUGAGCCUUUGAGGUUUUAAUUUUGGAGCAUGACUCCGAAAGUGUUAAGAGGUUGAGAAAUGUAAUUACUCCUGUAUAAGAUGUAUUCCAUGCAAAAGUUCGAUGUAUGUUUGCUCGUUUGGCUGUCGACAAAAAAUGAUGGAAAUUAUAAUGAAAAGUUAAUGUAAUUUUGGUUGAGAAAUCUCUUGAUAAUGACAUGGUACAUUCCUUAAAAAUCUAUGUUACUGAUCAUUCUCAUUA